AUGUUAUUGACGACGACUAGUCAAAGAAAUGAAAUUCAAACAUAACCGUAAAACUCCUAUAAGUAAAUUUAACAAUCUGGUGAUUAAUCUAACGUCUAGAUCUAGAUCCUACCAACUUAUUAAAAUUAUCAUAUUUUUAAAAAAUCAAAGUAAAAAUAAAAAGAAAAUUAGACCGUGUGAUAUUUUAUAUCCCUGCAAAAAAAAUUAUUUCGAAAAAAAGUUGAGCGAUAAAGAAAGAGAUAAUUCCGAGUAAGAGUGGACUAUAAUGGAAGAAUCAAAUUAUUUUUAUAACUAUUGCUGUUCUUAAUAUCGAUCAUUCAAGCUGUGUGCUAAAUACGGUUCAGUAGAGUAAUACGUAGGAAGGAGUAAAAAUAAAUUCUAUUUAGGAUCUAAAAAUGUAUUUUGUUAGGAUAUAUUGAUGGAAAUAACUAAGUAAGGAGAACAGGAAAAAAUUGGAGAAAUUUAAGCUAUUUCACCGGAAUUCAAAACGGAAUGUAAGAAAUCAUUUAUAUACACAAAACCUUUGAUAAAAAUUGUUUAUUUUGUUAACAAUGUGGAGGCUUAAGUCCUUGUUAUAACUUUGGCUAAAACAACAUUCCAUAAUUAUUACUUAAGAUAAUGUUGCCUGCCNUUUUUGCCCUAAGUUAGUGUAAAUUGUGAUUUUAUAUUACACACUAAUAAUGUCUUGAUUAAGCGAAUUAGUUGUGUAAAUAUCAAAGCAGAUAUAUACUGCUUUUAUAUGAAAAAAUAAAACAAAUUAAAUAAUUCAAUUGAUACGAUAAAAUAGUUUUAGUUGAAAUCUUUUGUCUAAUAUAUCUAUAUUUGUUUAGGAUUUAAUCAUCAAAAUUACAAAUUACAAUAUCAUUUAUAUUCAUUAUGUUUUGAAGAAUUGAAAUAUUGA
Messenger RNA from Paramecium octaurelia, 901 nucleotides. NCBI's taxonomy places the organism in Eukaryota, Ciliophora, Oligohymenophorea, Peniculida, Parameciidae. The record is from the annotation of a GenBank genome assembly.